This is a messenger RNA of Galleria mellonella (greater wax moth), 642 nucleotides long. RefSeq names its product oligosaccharyltransferase complex subunit ostc-A. Bases 104 to 553 code for a protein of 149 amino acids. Gene Ontology annotation, cellular component: oligosaccharyltransferase complex. The record is from RefSeq and is a predicted model, not a curated record. NCBI's taxonomy places the organism in Eukaryota, Metazoa, Arthropoda, Insecta, Lepidoptera, Pyralidae. The transcript has 2 exons.
CAUCAAAUUAAAUAAAAUCGACCAACGUCAACAAAAAUUGUCAUAAAUUGAACUUCGUUGAUAGGAAUUCGCCGGAAUAGAAAUAACACAAGUUUAUUUAAAAAUGGAAGCUUUAUUUGCUUUACCAUUCACGGUUCUAGAGAUACCAAAUAUUAAAAUUAAAAAGCCGUCAUGGCUGCAAGCUCCAUCGGCUAUGACCACAUUUUCUUUAGUAUUACUUUCGUAUUUUUUGGUCACCGGAGGCAUUAUCUAUGAUGUCAUAGUGGAGCCACCGAGUGUAGGUUCGACUACUGAUGAGCACGGUCACAGUAGACCAGUGGCAUUUAUGCCAAAUCGUGUCAACGGCCAGUACAUCAUGGAAGGACUGGCUUCGAGCUUCCUUUUCUCUCUCGGAGGUCUUGGCUUCAUCAUACUGGAUCGUACGCACAACCCAUCAACUCCAAAACUAAAUAGAAUUUUACUAAUAUCUGUUGCCUUUCUAUGUAUCCUUGUGUCGUUUUUCACAACUUGGAUUUUUAUGAGAAUGAAGUUGCCAGGCUAUUUACAAAACUAAUUUAUUAGCAUGUAAGUAAAUUUUUUGCAAUUUGAAGUCUUUAGAAUUUUUCCUAUACUUAUAAUAAAUAUUUUUUAUAUUUGUCACAA